Molecule: messenger RNA, 1323 nt
Organism: Blumeria graminis f. sp. triticale
Lineage: Eukaryota; Fungi; Ascomycota; Leotiomycetes; Helotiales; Erysiphaceae
Source: the annotation of a GenBank genome assembly
AUGGUGGCUCCUCUGGCAAGUGCGGCGUGCCUAUACUCGCCAGCAAUCAGAUCUAUAUAUCCCAUAUUCAAUUCCAUACAUAUCCUUCUUUUUUCGACGAUCAUGGUUAACUCUCAACUACAGCAGCAACAGUAUCAGUCGGCUUAUCCAGAUAGCAUUAACAUCUACCCCGACUCGGUAGACUACCGUAUGAAUCCCACCAUACCUUAUGUCAUGGCUCCAUCUGCCUCACAGCCCACCUUCAAAACAACAGUCAGCCUGAUACCUACUUCCACACCCACAGUUUCUUCCAAGUCAGAAGCCAAACCAAAAUCUAAGUCCAGGGCUGCUUCUAAGGCUAAGUCUUGCAAAACCAACGACUCAGGCUUGCGCUGCGAAGGCAGUGGAAAGAAGCGAUUUGUGUGUAAUUUCACCGAUUGCGGAAAGAGCUUCUCCCGAUCAGAACACCUUCACAGACACGCCCUCAAUCAUAAGGAAGGUGAUCAUACUUGCGAAAGAUGCUUGGCACACUUUCGCCGGCGUGAUCUUCUCGACCGGCACAUAGCUCGCCACAAAGGAAAAGAUGAUGAAGCCGGCGGCGUAGGACUAGGAGUUCUUGCUACCAGGAAGCGGCUCUGGAGAAACUCUGAUGGUAAGAUUGUGAACUCCAGGAGGCCAUCAUUUGCCCAGGGUGGUGCUAUGAAGCGACAACAAAAUAGCUGUACGGAAAAAGUCGAAGCAGCAACUAUAAAGCCAGAGAUUAUCGGGCCUACAAAACCAGUCGCAUCUACUAUCUCACCAGUGGUGGAGUUUCGAACACCCAUUUCACCUCUGGAAAUUGACGGCAAUGUCAUGGGAAUAUUUACAGAACGCAAGCACGAUGAGUCUCAACCAGAUUCAUCGUGGCUGGACAUGGCAGCCCUACCAUCGCCUCCCAUCUCAGAGAUAGACUCUGCCGAUUUGAGACGCCGUGACGCCUCGUUGGAUCAUCUCGAUACCCUAUACGACGAUCCUUGGCAGCUCAUGCCCCCAAGUACGCUGCCUGACAUAAUAACCCAUAGCCCAGCAAUGACGCGGCACCCAGAAUACUUAACAAGUCCUCUAUGGGGUGCCCAGCCUUUUCAAUCAUACAUGGGGGCCUUCAAUGAUGUGCCAUCGGACGAAAUUCUCCGACUUGAUAACGUACCGUGUGAAUGGCAGGCCUGGAACCAACAUCUCUUCGCGUCAAAAUGUCGGGAUGAUAAGAGAGAAACUUUGGGGGAUAAUAAGCGAGAGUGGAUGAUUAAUUUGGCAACAGGACACGACGGGAUACUUCGCCGGACGCAUGGGAUGAGUAUAAAUUAG